AAAUGUGAAAGUUUAAUGGAUGAAACGUACUCUAGUGCUAGGGGACUGAUGUAAUUUGUACAAAGAGCGACCAUUAUUGGGUUUCUGCAGCUUUGUUCGCCCCUCAUAUUGGGGAUGCAACUCUUGGGACAAUGGGAAAUAAUGGGAUGUUGUAAGUGCACAAUAUGAUAACCAUGGCACACGAUAAAAAAUUGCGGCUAUACAAGCAUAUGUUUUGUGCCCUAUCAUUGGUAGUUACUUUUCGGUGCGUUUCCAUAGUAACAAUGUUUAUAUUUAAAAAUUAAUUAAUACAGUUCAUACAGAGCGAUACAGGUCACCUUAGUAAUAUUUAUCUUCAAAUUAUUAUUAAUAAUGAAAAUCAUAUCGACUCCUGAGGUUAAAGAAAUUUUGUUGAAAUACAAAAAUGAAGAAAGCAGAAUAGAUGAAAAGUUGAAGUUUGGAUCUAACAAACAAUACAUAAAGGAAAGAAAUAACGUCGAAGAAGAUAAUAUACCUUCAAGAGAAGAGGUUAAAAGGAGAAACAGCCAGUUAUUAAAAGAACUUGAAACUGUGAAGGCUAAUCUACGAUCCAAAGCCAUAUACAGUCCUACAGAAAUUCACUGGAAACAUAUUUCAGAUAAUUACAAAGCUGAUCCAGCUCUGCCAGUAAAGACAUGGAGAUGCUAUUUACCUGUAUAUGUUUAAUUCAAUAAAUUUGUAUGAGAAACUCCCUUUAUAAUCACUCAACUGAAUUACUAGAAAACAGUCUAAAGACCGUCUGUCACAAUAUGAAAUUUUGCGCUAAAUUUCAUACAAGAUUAAGUAUAGAGUUAGACAGCAUUUAGUACAAAAUUUUGUAUGAACAAAUUGAGUGCUAAAUUUUUUAGAACCUGUUCUAAAUAUCUUGCUAAAAGUGAGCAGACGCCUACUGCGCAUUUGUAGCAGUAAAAUAGCUGAUAUAAGCGCUACCUGAUAAGGAAUUACAUGUUUUGUGUUGAUAUUCCCUUGAUGUUUUGUGAUAAUUAGAUGAGAUGAUAAUUGGUUGACAAAAACAAGUUUAACCCAAGCAUUUUCAUCAGUUGUUGUGCUUAGUUGUGUUCAUUUAUGCUGUUCUACUUGUAGAUUGAAAAUUUUUGCAAAAUGUACUGCAGUUUGUUUUUGUUCUAGACUGAAAUGGAAUUAUUGACGAGCCUCAUUAUUGACAGGCAAGAUUGUGGUGAAGCUUGAACAUGGACGUGGCUCCCACACGGCAUAGUCGAUUACGCGCAAGCCACACUCUUGUCAAAAUCGUAGUCGUGGAAACAAUGUUUCCUAAUGAAGAAAAAUACACUGCAAUACACUGCUAAAGUCUAAACGUAAACGAUCGAGAAUUUCAAACAAAUCAAAACUCGCGUAAGCCACGUUGCGAGCUUUGCACAAGCCAACGGAACGCCAACCACACGCACAGGGUUCCAUGUUCAAACCGGCCUGCGCAGGUAAAACUGUGGUGAAGCUUGCGCGUGUGGUAGGCCCAUAACACCACAUAUACCAUAUACCCUAUUUCGCACAUGCUUUGACCAGUGUUGCCAUACGUAGCGGAAUUCCGCUAUUUGUAGCGGAUUAUUUUGAGAAGAGCGGCGUAGCGGCGGUACAGCAAAUUAGCCCAAAAUGUAGCGGAAUUUAUUACAUACAAAACUAUCAUAUUUAUUUCACUGUUUUAGCGUUAAUAACGUUCUAAAUCCUGAAUAGGCAGUGGCUAGAGUCUGAUUUAUUAUCACAUUAAUAAUAAAAUUGGUGCAUUUGGUGCCGCUUGAGCCAUCUAGGAACAGAGAGGAGAAUUAUUCCACUUGCCUUUUUUUUUCAAUAACAGAUGGCGUACGUACUGCUUUCAAUACUAAUCGUUUCUAACAGGUCUCAGCAGGCAGACAUAA
Messenger RNA from Acanthoscelides obtectus, 1889 nucleotides. The record is from the annotation of a GenBank genome assembly. NCBI's taxonomy places the organism in Eukaryota, Metazoa, Arthropoda, Insecta, Coleoptera, Chrysomelidae.